CCCUUCCCACCAGGGUAAGUGACUGAGCAGUAAAAAAUUAGGAGCAACUUUGAUAAGUUUGCAGCCGAGGUGAGGAAAUGGGAAAGCUUGUGAUCUUUUCGGUUGCUAUUGCAGCUUUUUCGGUGCUGCUCGGGGAAAGGCUCCUUAAUAUGAGCAAAAGGUACCUCGCCUUCAGGGAGGUGGGUAACCAACAUCUGCCUAACUGUGUUGCACUCAAAAACAUAGAACAUGGGUCGGAGGAUAUAACCAUUCUUGGCAACGGGCUUGCCUUUAUCAGCUCAGGGCUCAAUUACCCUGGACUCCCACCCUCAGAUGAGCCAGGAAAAAUUUUCCUCCUUGAUGUCAAAGGUCCUCAGCUGAAACCAGUGGAGCUGCGUAUUUCAAGGAACUUUGAUUUGGAGUCCUUCAAUCCACAUGGCAUCAGCGUGUUCACAGAUCCAAGUGAUGAUACAGUCUACCUCUUUGUUGUUAAUCACCCUCAGUUUGGAAGCCAAAUUGAGAUCUUUAAAUAUGUGGAGGAGGGUGCCUCCUUGGUGCACCUGAAAACCAUCAAACAUGAGCUUCUGCACAGUGUGAAUGAUAUAACAGCUGUUGGGGUGGAGAGUUUCUUUGCCACCAAUGAUCACUACUUCUCUAACAAUCUUCUGAAAACUUUGGAGAUUCUUUUGCUCAUGCCCUGGACCAACGUAGUCUACUACAGUCCGAAUGAAGUGAAGGUGGUGUCUGAGGGUUAUCACUUUGCCAAUGGCAUCAAUAUGUCUCCUGACCAAAGGCAUAUAUAUGUAGCAAAUAUAUUUAACCACAGUGUGGAAGUAUUGGAGAGGAAAGAAGACAACACACUAACUCCUGUGAAGUCUGUACCUGUGGGUUCUCUUUGUGACAACAUUGAAGUGGAUUCUGAAACCGGCGACCUUUGGCUAGGCUGUCACAUUAAUGCAAAGAAGCUUUUCCUGUUUGAUCCCAAAGAUCCCCCGGGAUCAGAGGUCAUCCGCAUCCAAAACAUCCUCUCGGAUCAGCCCGUGAUCACCCAGGUGUAUACAGAUGAUGGCCAUGUGCUCAUGGGCUCCUCAGUGGCAGCAGUCUACGGGGAGAAGCUGCUCAUAGGGACCGUGUUCCAUAAAGCAUUGUGUUGCGAUUUAAAAUAGGCAAGGGGAGAUUUUUAUGCAAGUUGAGCCAAUAAAAUUGAAAUCAUUAUGUGUCUUUUUCUUCAGGCAAUGAUUUUAAUGAUGAAAUGCUGCAGGAGUUGUUUCUUAAAUGUUCUUAAGAGGAUGUAAAAACAGAAAACUUCUUUACCCCGGGUUCAGCUCACACAGCAAGCUCAAGACUGGAGAUGUGGUUCGAACUGACUACCCUCAGUUUUAAGGG
Molecule: messenger RNA, 1365 nt
Organism: Cyprinodon variegatus (sheepshead minnow)
Lineage: Eukaryota; Metazoa; Chordata; Actinopteri; Cyprinodontiformes; Cyprinodontidae
Product: serum paraoxonase/arylesterase 2-like
Exons: 9
Coding region: 78-1145 (355 amino acids)
Molecular function (GO): arylesterase activity
Source: RefSeq, a predicted model, not a curated record